CCCUUGAUUUUUCCUCGCAGUCAUGCCGAGGGGUUUUCUGCCAGUAAUAGAUUGUCUCACUCGCGGAGAAAAUGGACUUCUCAUUCCACCGGUGUUGCUAAAUUCCAUUUUAAUCUAAAAUUACUUCACUAAAAACGAAAAGAAUUUUGCAAAACAAAUUCAACUGACUGAUACAGACUCACGAUUGGCAAAAUAAAAAAAUCGAUAAUGUUUUGGUUAGGUCCGAAACUCGCUUGAUGUAGUCGGGAGAGGAGAAGGGAAGACAGAUUCAAGCAAACUUAACUGAAAAACAAUACUACAUAGUAUAGUUUUUUAAAGAAAAGUAAAGAUAUUUAUAUCAAUUUCUUGAAUAGAUUUCAUAUUGAAAACCAGUUUCAUAAUAAUUUGUAAUAAGCUUAAUGAUUAGUUAUAGUAUAGAUAAGAUUCGGAAUUUAUUGUCAUAAGACAUACAUUGACAGUGACAGCUGCUGUCAAACCAAAAGUCAAAAAUUGUCAACGGUUCCCGCUAAACAACGCCGAUUAUUUACGAUUUACUAUUUGUUUAGUAACAAUAUUUUAACUCCUGUGUUAUGUAUUAUAAUAUUGAAUAAACGGUACUGUAGCGACAAUAUGUAUAUAAAGUCUAUUGUGUUGGACGGCUUCAAAUCCUACGGAAAUCGAGUCGAAGUUACCGGAUUCGACCCCGAAUUCAACGCUAUCACAGGUUUAAAUGGUACUGGAAAGUCUAAUAUAUUGGAUUCAAUAUGUUUCGUCUUGGGAAUCACCAAUCUAUCGAACGUCAGAGCUGGAAGUCUUCAAGAGUUGAUAUAUAAACAUGGCCAAGCGGGUAUUACGAAAGCCACGGUCAGCAUCACCUUUGACAACCGUGAUAAGAGACAAUGCCCCAUUGGCUAUGAGAACCAUGAUGAAAUAACUGUAACCCGGCAGGUUGUCAUGGGAGGCAAGAAUAAGUACCUAAUUAAUGGCAUCAAUGUGCAGAACAAGCGUGUCAGCGAUUUAUUUUGUUCUGUCCAGCUGAAUGUAAAUAACCCUCACUUUCUCAUAAUGCAGGGCCGCAUUACCAAAGUGCUAAACAUGAAACCCCCAGAGAUUUUAUCAAUGGUGGAAGAAGCAGCUGGCACAAGAAUGUAUGAAGCUAAAAAGCAGGCUGCACAGAAAACUAUAGAAAAGAAAGAUGCCAAGCUCAGGGAACUUAAUGAUAUAAUAAAAGAAGACAUAGCCCCAAAGCUGCAGAAACUACAAGAUGAAAGAUCUCAAUUUCAAGAGUAUCAAAAAGUAGUGAGAGAGUUGGAGAAUCUUACUAGACUUUAUGUGGCUUGGAAAUAUGUGAGUGCUGAGCAAAGUGCCAAAGAAGCAGAGGCUAAAGUCACUGAAGUGCAGGAUGAAAUUAAAAACAAAAAAGACACAAUCAAAAGCAAUGAGAAAGAAUCUAAAGAGUUAGAUAAAGAAGUAGCAGAACUCAACAAGAAGUUGGAUCAAGAAAGCGGCAGUGUAUUGAAAGAAUUGGAGACUGAACUGCAAAGUUUAGAAAAAACCGAAGCAUCAGCUAGCGCGGUUCACAAGGCUGCAAAGGAAUCAGUCGCGUCUCACGACAAGAAGGCGCGUUUGUUAGACCGCGCGCUCGCUGACGAUGAAGCCGCACUGCUUGCCAAACGCAAAAUAUUAGACAAGGAGUCGUCUUCGUGCGAAGGCCUGAAGGCGGCUAGUGAGGCCGCGGCGACGGCGUUAGCGGAGGCCCAACAGCGUUUUGUGGCCGUCAGUACUGGCCUAGAAGGCGCUUCUGAAUCACUGCAAGACCAGCUCAUGGCUGCCAAAGCAGCCGCAUCAGAAGCGGCUACGCGUAUAGCACAAAGCAGUAUGGAGAAGACGCACGCGCAACGUCGUCUGGAAUCAUUGCAGAAGGAGGCGGCCACUUCUUCUGCGCAACACGCGAAGGACCAAGAAACGUUGCGAGUGCACGAGAAACAAGUGCAGAAACUUCAGGAGGAGCUCAACCAUAUGAAUUUUAGCGAAGAACGGAAUAGUCAUCUUAAAGAAAGUGUGCGUUCCCUGCAAUCAGUGAUACGUUCCAAGCGAGAUACAGUCGACAACUUAUCGGCGAGGUUACAACGAUGCGACUUUAAGUACUCACCGCCGCAGCCCAAUUUCGAUAGCAGAAGAGUGUCUGGUACCAUUUGUAGGUUGAUUGAUGUGUGUGAUCCGAUGUAUUGCACUGCGUUGGAAACUGCCGCUGGCGGCAGGCUGUACAAUGUAGUAGUGGAUACGGAUGCAACAAGCAAGCUUUUAUUGCAACGCGGAAAUCUCCAAACGCGUACUACAAUCAUACCUCUAAACAAGAUCUCUGGACACGUAAUCGAUGCUUCAACUGUACGAAGAGCGCAGCAAAUAGGUGGUGGUCCAGACAACGUUCAACUAGCGUUAGAUCUCAUCUCAUUCGAGCCGCACUUACGUCCGGCAAUGGCGUGGGUGUUCGGUGGCACUUUGGUCUGUCGAGACUUGGAGACCGCUAGAAAAGUCACUUUCCAUCCAGACGUGCGACGAAGAUGCGUGACUUUAGACGGAGAUGUAUGCGACCCGGCUGGUACUUUGUCUGGAGGCGCCAGAGCUAAGGGUGGUUCGGUACUAGUUCAGUUGCAAGAACUGAAAGACGCGGAGAGAGCGCUACAUGAUGCAGAGGCUCAGUUCUCACAGUGUAAUUCAGAACUCUCUGCUAUGCAGCACGCCGCUGAACAAUAUGCCACUACGCAGCAAAGGUUGGAAAUGGUGACCCAUGAGUUAGGUGUGGCGCGGGCAAGACUUGCUACCACGACGCAUGCGCAGGCGCACAACGAAAUAGAAGCAUUACGGGCACAAGUUCAAGAGUUGGAAGCAGCUGUAGAAAGAGACAAAGUCACCCAGAAAGAGACGGCGGCACGUGCAAAGGAACUUGAACUUAAAGUCAAAGAUAUAAAGGGCCACAGAGAGAGGGAGUUCAAAAAAGCAGAAGAAGCUCUAAAGAAGGCUAAGAAGGACGCGGAACAGAACAGCAACUCCUGGAAACAGCGAGAACAAGAAUUCGAAACUCUACGCCUAGAAGUGAAUGAACUCGAGCAAGCUGUGAAGAAUAGCAAGCAAGCGUUGCAAGAGACGAAAGAAGCGGCUACGGCGCUCCAAGAAACCUUGAAAACGGCUAAAGAAGAACAUUCCAGUGCUACGGAAAGCGUCAAACAGAUCCAAUCGCAAAUAAAGAAGCAAAAAGCGGAAAUAGCGAGUAGGAGCAGCGAUAUAGCACGCCUGCAUCAGAAGAAAGAACAACUUGCCAAAAAUAAUAGUGACCUCGAACUCAAGAUAAAAGAACUAGAUUACAAAAUAAAGGAACUGCAAGCUGAGGCAGCGGAGUGCUCGAAAAAGAUCAAAUCAUUAGAAGAGGAGCACACUUGGAUUCCGUCAGAAAGGGAAUACUUCGGGGCCGCCGGGGGAUUGUACGACUUCGCUGCCCGACAGGCGAGCGUCGCCGGACAAAGGUUACAACAGUUGGCGGCCAGAAGAGAUAAACUGGCUCGUGGGCUUAAUGCCAGAGCUCAUACGCUACUAGGAAAGGAGGAGGAACAGUAUCAAGACGUCAUGCGAAAAAAGAAGAUAGUCGAAGCUGACCGCGCGAAAUUGGUGCAAGUGAUGGCUGAACUCGAUGAAAAGAAAAAGAAGACCCUAGUGACGGCUUGCGAGCAAGUGAACAAAGACUUUGGCUCAAUAUUCAGCACCCUAUUGCCCGGUGCUCAAGCGAAACUACGGCCACCACCAGGCUUGACUGUUCUGGAUGGACUUGAGGUGAAAGUAGGCUUCAAUAACACUUGGAAGGAGUCAUUAGGCGAACUAAGCGGCGGGCAACGUUCCCUAGUGGCAUUAUCGCUGGUAUUAGCCAUGCUGUUGUUCAAACCGGCGCCUCUGUACAUUCUUGACGAAGUAGACGCGGCUCUAGAUCUGUCGCAUACGCAGAACAUUGGCCUCAUGUUAAGGGACCACUUCAAGCAUUCUCAGUUCAUCAUCGUAUCGCUGAAGGACGGCAUGUUUAACAACGCGAACGUUCUAUUUCGCACCAAGUUCGUGGACGGCAUGUCUUCUGUACAACGUAAUGCUAAUCACCGCCGAUGACCAUAAUGAUUAUAACAUUGAAAACUACCUCUCUAUGACCUCUCGUUUGAACUUUUUGUCUGGCCUAACGAAGCGACUGGCCACCGAAAAUAUUCUUAACGAGUUAUAAAAUAAUUAAAUUUGUAGUCGAAAGAGGUUGUACAGGAGUACAACCUUCGAUCAACAUUACUAUAGAUAACGGGUCAGCGCGUAAAUACCGUCUUGGUAAAUAUAGCCUCACUCGAUACGUGAGAUCUUAUUAUCAAUUAGUUCUGUUAACACACAGCCAAUGUAAGCACGCGUUACGAUGACAGAAUAUGCAUUCAAAAGUUGCAAAAAUAACGACCAAAUAUGCAAUGUUUCUGUUGGAGUAUAACUACAUGUAAAAUACACUACAUUUUAUGCUUUACACUAAUAAGUAAUGUCAUAUUUCUUAUAAAAUCACAAAAUCAAACUUCCGCUAAGAAUAUUUGACAACUUUUUCCAACAACCAUUUCGCAGUGACUAAAAGAAUCGAUGUUAAAACGAAGUAACUCUCUGGUCAAUAACUGGUAAAAAUACUUUAUUUUGUGGGUCAUAAGGUUGAAUCUAUUUUUUUUAUCUUAUCUUUUUUUCGCAUAAUUUAUUGUCUUGUUCGUUUUAUAAGAUAAAAGGUCGUAUGUACUAAAUUACAUUUUGUUAUUUGUAAAUUGCUAUGUGACAUGGUUAUUAUUAGGUUCAAUUUAAACAGUUUUAAAACAUUUGUCUUUGUUCAUUGGGAAUCGAAUGUGGCUGCAUAACUGUAAACACACCCGCACAGUGUUUAGCUUUGAUUUUGUAUGCAACCCGUUAUCUAUAGAAUUGUUGAUAGAUGUGUACAACGUAGUGCCAAUCACGGCUGAUGACGUUAAUACCACUUAAUACUCUCAAGAUUGAAUCAAACAAAGCUGUUUGAACUUUUUGCUUAUCCUAAGAGAACGGCUAGCCACCGAAAAUACUCUUCGAGUUAUAAAAUAAGAGUUGCAUUUUAAAUAGCUACGUGCAUUUUGGAAAAAUGCAAGUAGUGAAAAACUAUGUCGACUGAUAGAUAUAUAUGGGAAAGUCUAUAAAAACCAGGAAUACCAAGCAUUUAUAACAAAAUUACCAAAAUGUCGGCAUGUGUUAGCGGUUAGAUAUUUGGCAUUUGUCAGAAAUCCGAUUAAAUGAGAUUGUAUAUUACAGAAUGCCUAUGCUGAUUUUUUUGGAAUAUUUGAUGUUGGUCCUAAGUGUGAUUUUUUCUGUGUAAUCUACUAUAUAAAAAUAAGUCGGGUUUUCCUUCCUGACGCUAUAACUCCAGAACGCACGAACCGAUUUCCACGGUUUUGCAUUCGUUGGAAAGGUCUCGGGCUCCGUGAGGUUUAUAGCCAAGAAAAUUCAGGAAAAAUUUAAAAAAAAAACUUCUUUUAAUCACCAAACGAAAUGUUACAUAAAACGAAGCCAUCUAUCUGGUGGCGAAACGGAGUUCGCCUGGUUUGCUAAUUUAAAAAGCGGGUAUAAAUUGCUCAAUGUCAUUGAAAAAAAAUGUUAUCUGUUGAUAUACGUACCUAUAUUUAUAGUAGGCAAUGAAAAAUGGUAUAAAGAAGGACAAUUAAUGAGAGACUUAACUUUGUCUUCGGGUGCUAGUAUUUCAAGAUUUGUUAAAAAAGAGGGACUUCUUAGAUUGAUAUGUAUUGGUUGGUGUAAUUUUAAAAGUAUGCGGUUGUAAAAUAAAAGAUUCACAAACAACUGUUGUAGGUUAAAGGACCAUCUAAGUAGAUCACAUUACCAAAACAAAGUCGAUUUAUCUCAAAAGUCUAUUAGAAGUUAUAUGAAACAGCAUUAUAGUUCUCUUUACUCUUAAUGUAUUCUUUAGAAACGAAACAUUAUAUUUUGGAUUAAUGAAAAAAACUAGCCAUACUUUUUGUAAAUACUUUUUAUGUACUUUUGAAUGUUUUGUAUAUUUUAAGGUGAGAAUACAAUUAAUUAUAGAUUUAAGAUUUGUUCAAAUAGAAGUACAAUAUUUUU
Chilo suppressalis (striped riceborer) is the source of this 6132-nucleotide messenger RNA. The record is from the annotation of a GenBank genome assembly. Lineage: Eukaryota; Metazoa; Arthropoda; Insecta; Lepidoptera; Crambidae.